Molecule: messenger RNA, 1197 nt
Organism: Strongyloides ratti
Lineage: Eukaryota; Metazoa; Nematoda; Chromadorea; Rhabditida; Strongyloididae
Product: Protein-tyrosine phosphatase, receptor/non-receptor type domain and Protein-tyrosine/Dual specificity phosphatase domain and Protein-tyrosine phosphatase, catalytic domain-containing protein
Exons: 3
Coding region: 1-1197 (398 amino acids)
Biological process (GO): protein dephosphorylation
Molecular function (GO): protein tyrosine phosphatase activity
Source: RefSeq, a predicted model, not a curated record
AUGAAAGAAAAGAAAACUAUAAGUAAUCCUAUGGAAAUUAUUAAAGAUACUCGUGAAUAUUUUUAUGGUGGUAGUAUUUCUGCUAUUGAAUAUGCAUUUAUUAUCAAAUCACUUAUGCCAUAUUUUAUGGAAAAAAAUAUGCUUCUUGAUUUAAUUAACCAUGGUUUAGAAUUUAAUGAGCAAUAUAAAAAAUAUAAAUACAAGUAUGAUUCACGUAUUAUUUAUAAGGAUGAAAAAGUUAAAUAUUUUAUCAGAUUUGUUAAUAUGAUUGAUCGUGGAAAAUUAAGAUAUCUUUAUGAUAAAUUUAUCAUAACAAAAAAAAUUGAUAAAAAAUAUAUUACCAAAAAAUGUUCCCGUUUUUAUGCUAUACUUCAAACUCCUAAUAAAACCAAAAUACGUCAUCCAGAAUUACCAUGUUAUGAUAAGCAUUCAAUAAAUAUUGGUGGAAAAGAAUGUAAGCAUAUUGAUAGAUUUAUUAAUGCUAAUGAAAUGAUCUACAAAUAUGGUAAUGGUAAAGAAAGAAAAAUUAUCAUGUGUCAGGCACCUGUAAGAGCAACUGUUGAUGAUACAUUUGAUAUGUUUUAUAGAUAUCGUGUUAAAGUUGUUAUUUUACUUGUAAGUAAAGAAGAAAUUGAUGUUUUAGAUAAAUGUCAUUUCAAAUCAUAUCCUGAUAUCAAUAAAUUUGUUCAAUCAGCUAAUUAUGUUCUUAUAAAUAGAACUACUAUUAUUGAUAAAAAUAGUUGCUUCUUUGAACAUGAUUGUGAGCUUCAACAUAUAGCCACGAAAAAAACAUUACUUCUAAAAUUAAUUCAAUAUAUGGAUUGGCCUAAUAAAAAUAUACCUGUUGAUAGAAAAACACUAUAUGGAUUAUAUAAAAGAGCUGUUGAAAUAUGUAAAAAUGACUAUUUGGUAAUACAGUGUAGUUCAGGUGUUGGAAGAUCUGGUACACUUGCAAUGAUCAUCCACAUGAUUGAUACAAUCGACAAGGAAAACCCAUUUGAUCCCUUCAAAAGUUUGGACUUCAUAAGACAACAUCGUUAUAAAGGAGUCCAAACUAUAAGUCAAUUUUUCCUUGCUCUUUGUAUUCUUUAUCAACAUUUUGAAGAUGACAUUAAAUUUGUUGAUAAAAAAUUAUAUGACCAAUUUAUGGAAUUGGCACAAAUUGUCUUUGAUGGAGAAAAAUUAAGCUACUGUUGA